This is a messenger RNA of Lingula anatina, 2805 nucleotides long. RefSeq lists its product as uncharacterized. NCBI's taxonomy places the organism in Eukaryota, Metazoa, Brachiopoda, Lingulata, Lingulida, Lingulidae. The record is from RefSeq and is a predicted model, not a curated record.
GAGAAGCGUUACAUGAACACAUCAGUAGUUGCUAAGAAAAAGGGAUUAACUAAGGAAAGAUGUAAUUUUUUGAGGAAAAAUAGAGAAGAAAAACAUUGAUUCGUGACUUGCUUUGCUGAGAAUUAGGAACAUGACUUUGUUCCCAGAGAGACAAUUUUAAAAAAGGAUAAAAUGCAUGGAGAAGUGGAAAUCUUACGCCAAAGGGUACAGACACUACCCAAUACAAGUAGCAGUUUCAGAGACCAGACUUACCUAUCCUUGCUUCUUAGUAGCUCAGGACCAAAAAUGGGGAGAAAAAAGUUGACACCAAUAGGAAGCAAGCGACACCCUCCUAGUCAGUACUCCUUUAACCACAGUGCGGAGUACCACCGAGAACUCCAAGAUGACAUCAACCACAUUAUGGAGGAUGAGUUCACGGCAGAACAUGGCACGCCAAAAUAUGUGAUGGAUAUCAGCAAUCAGGUCUCCCAUUCAGGAGAGUCGCCGUUGUUUUUGUCAAAAUUGCUGCCAGCAAACAAGUUGGAGCAACGAAAUGGCCCAAUAAAAUGGCACAAGGCUUUACUUCAGCCUAACAAAUGUGCUCCACCACUAAAGCAAAAUGGGCAAACAUUUUACAGACCAAAUAGUACUCAUCAGUAUUUGACAACCACAGAACUCAAAAACAGCGCAAUGAAUGAGGUGAAUGUGCAGCUUGGAAAGCCGACGAGAGCAUCUUUACUGCGAGCAAGACACAGAUGCAGUUCAGCACCAGUGAAUGCUUAUGAACAAAGGCGACAAACACCAAGAGUGCCACCAGUCAGCAGGCCGCAGAGUGCAUCCAGCGGUAUUAGAAGAGCACCUCAGCCUCAGGUGCCAGCAGGAGAGUCUGUUCACUCUUUUCUUAUUGGGGCAAGAUACAACAAUGCCCACUACCUAGAUUCAAAAAGCCUUUUCAAGUUUGGCGUCUACAUGCCUCGCAGUAACCCAGGACAGACCUUCUUUGUGGAGAAAAUAAGGAAAACCAUAGAGAUGAAGGACGCUGAAGGCAAUAUAGUUGACCAUGUAGAUGACCAGUAUGGAUCUGACCAACACACGCCUGGGACACCUCAAGAAUCUACAUGCUCUGACUCUGAUGAAGAGAACACUCCCGGUUCAGGGUCUGGCCAUGCCUCAGUCUCUGCGACCACCUUUCCUGAAGCCUCCGCCACCUACCCACCAGUUUAUGAGAGGCAUGCAAGGAAUCAUGGUCACCCACAGACUGAGGCAGGCCAUCUCUCCAGUAGACACGACUCCUUCCCUCCUCCUCCUCCUCAUCCUCACCAUCUCUCCAGACCCACCCCAGCCACCUCCACACCAAACAUACCCAGAAGCAUGCAGGACAGCAGGAAACGGCCCUCCAGUGCCAGAGACAACAGCAAGAAGAACCUGUUCCUCUUUGACUUGCCCAAGGACAUACGACUGAAGGGAGUUAAAGUCAGUGGUGCACAGCUGAAAGGUGCCAAAUAUCAGAAAGCCCCAGUUCCUCUGAGUACCCACAACCCACUAAUGAACAGUAUUGAAGUCCAGGGUGUCCAGGCAUCCGUGUGGAGCCCCAAUGCAGUGACAGCAAGACCUGUGAAUACUCCAAGACAGACCACCAAGACACCAGGGGUCACCACUGAGCAAAAUGUGGCAGCUUUACAAGAGAAGCCAGAAUCAGCAGCUGAUGGGAAAUCCCAAUCACAAGAGGAUCUGGCCAUUCCGAGCACUCUGGUGGAGGAGGACAACACUGGGCUUGCAGAAGAAAGCGCCACAGCAAGGGGUAAUAGCAUGCUGGACUACAGCAGUGUCACAGGCGGAGUUAAUGCAAAUGACAUUGGGAAUGACCUUGAUGACCUUGAUGAGCUUAUUGAGGAGGUUGAUGAGGCCAACAAAAGUCAGGAUGAACAAGUUGAUCCUGCCAAUCAAGUUAUUCCUGAACAGGCUACUGAACCAAAGGAUGAUUUGAAUAAUGAGGUCAGUCUCAAGGAAGACAGUCAUCAACAUGAAAGUGAAAACAGGGCAGUGGAGGGUGCUGGUGAUGCCCACAUCGAAGACAGGUCCAUACCAAUGGCAGUCGAAGGCGUUGUUGGCAGAGAACAAGAUGAGACCAAUACAGGGUUAUUAAUGGCAGAUCAAGAUGGAGUAACCAGUAAAGAAGGUGAAAUGGAAACUGGAGAGAAUCAAAUGACUGUUGAUCCCAACCAACAGGAUAGUGUGCUCUUCUUUGUCACUGAAGAAGAAGAUGAAAAUAAAAACAAAGAAACACUAAACACUGCAGAUGGAACUGGAGAACCAGAUUCCAGCCCUGUAGUUAGCCAACAGGAUAAUGAUUUGGCCCACUUAAAUCAAAACAACAACAAUAAUAAUGACUCUGUGCAUCAAGUGAAACAGUCAAGUCGAAGAGCAGAAGCCUCCCUGACUAUAGAUAUUGACUUGCUCACUCUGGAAGAGCUCACAAAUACGUGAUACUAAGUAUGGUUAUCAUGGCCACAAGCCUGAUGAAAUGUUUUAGUGUUAAUUACACCCUAUGAGCUCAAUUAAAAAAGUAUUUAAAUGCCAGUAUUAAUACUUGGAAUUUGUAGUAUUGACAGGGUAUGUAUUUUGGUAUUUCAUUGUUUAAUUUAUAUACUGGUACAUUCAUUCACAUGUGUUAUGAUUUGCAUAAUUUCCAAAAAUGUGCAUGCCUUUUGUGUCCUUUUAUCACUGGCAGAUAUGUAUGGCAUUUGCCCAUUACCUUUUUUACUGAAAGUUGUUCUUGCAAAUGUCUAUCUUUGGAGUCAGUGGAUAUAUAUAUAUAUAUAUAUA